AUAUCAAAAAUUUAGCUAAGCGGCAUAAAAGAAAAUCAGCUGUUGCAUCGCAUAACCAGGGCUACAAAAAGAAUUCUAACACUAUCAUAAAUCACCUAUACACAGAACGUAAAGAAGAGGCAGCGUCUUUGCUUGUGCUGUUUGCUAUCUGCAAUAUAUUUUUCAUAAAUUACGGGAGAGCGAUGCAAAAAACCGGCUUAUAAUAACAAAAAGAUAUGACGGAUGCCAACGAGCCCGAGCCCGUGCUGCUCUCCAAGCACGCCAAGAACCUGCUGCGCUUCCUCCACUUGUUGCCAGCCCGCAUGUCCUCGCAUGAUAGUACGAGGAGCACCAUUGUGUUCUUUGCCAUAUGUGGACUGGAUGUGCUCAAUUCGCUGAACCUGGUGACGCCACAGAUGCGCGAGGACAUCAUCAACUGGACCUACGGUGGCUUGGUUGUGCCACGCGCCGAUGAAAAACAAUGCGGUGGCUUUAUGGGCUGUCGAGCAAUGCUGCCACAAACAGACGAUGCCAAGGUGCUGGAAUGCAUGCGACAGUAUCAAUGGGGUCAUCUGGCCAUGACCUACACGAGCAUCGCAGUGCUGGUGACACUGGGCGAUGAUUUGUCCCGUCUCGACCGCAAGAGUAUCGUGGAUGGAGUUGCCGAGGUGCAGCGUCCGGAUGGCAGCUUCAGUGCCUGCGUCAAUGGCAGCGAGGAUGACAUGCGCUUCGUCUACUGUGCUGCCACCAUUUGUCACAUGCUCGACUAUUGGGGCAGCGUGAACAAGGAGUCCAUGUUUCAGUUUAUUAUGCGUAGCCUGCGCUACGAUUAUGGCUUCAGCCAGGAGCUGGAGGGUGAAGCCCAUGGAGGCACCACAUUUUGUGCGCUGGCUGCCCUCGAGUUGAGUGGCCAACUCGACCGACUGGAUGCGACGACUUUGGAGCGCAUUAAACGCUGGCUUGUCUUCCGACAAGUGGAUGGCUUCCAGGGUCGUCCCAAUAAACCAGUGGACACCUGUUACUCCUUCUGGAUUGGCGCCUCGCUGCGUAUUCUCAACGGUUUCGAGUUGACGGACUAUGCUGCGAAUCGGGAAUACAUCUUGAGCACACAGGACAAACUAAUUGGCGGCUUUGCCAAAUGGCCGCAGUCCUCACCAGAUCCAUUUCACACGUACCUCGGCCUCUGUGGUCUCGCCUUCACCGGGGAGCCGGGUCUCAACGCUGUCAUGCCCAGUCUGAACUUCUCGAUGGCUGCUCAUGCGCAUCUGAAGCAGUUGCACGAGCAUUGGAGGGCCAACAAUGGCCUCAGCCAUCUGAGUAUCGAUGGCAGCGGAGAUGCCACAGCAACAACGACGACGAAGAAGACUACCUCGAGUUCGCCUCUAAUAUCAGCACAAUGAUGGGAAAGAUGUUUGUUAACAAUGCACUAUGUAAAAGUAAACUAAUUGUACGCUUAUAAUAAGUAUUUUAUUUUGCUAAGAA
Molecule: messenger RNA, 1461 nt
Organism: Drosophila sulfurigaster albostrigata
Lineage: Eukaryota; Metazoa; Arthropoda; Insecta; Diptera; Drosophilidae
Gene: betaggt-I
Product: geranylgeranyl transferase type-1 subunit beta
Exons: 4
Coding region: 216-1379 (387 amino acids)
Biological process (GO): protein geranylgeranylation
Cellular component (GO): CAAX-protein geranylgeranyltransferase complex
Molecular function (GO): CAAX-protein geranylgeranyltransferase activity
Source: RefSeq, a predicted model, not a curated record